Messenger RNA from Marasmius oreades (fairy-ring Marasmius), 1707 nucleotides. RefSeq lists its product as uncharacterized. The transcript has 2 exons. The coding region runs from base 1 to 1707 and encodes 568 amino acids. Gene Ontology annotation, cellular component: membrane. Gene Ontology annotation, biological process: lipoprotein biosynthetic process. The record is from RefSeq and is a predicted model, not a curated record. Lineage: Eukaryota; Fungi; Basidiomycota; Agaricomycetes; Agaricales; Marasmiaceae.
AUGAUCAGACUCAGAUAUCGAGUAUUCCAUGAACAACCUCACCUUUUCUUGGGCGGGGCCUCGGUCGUCACCUCCGCCUUUGCUUCGACCACUCUCCCGUCAUUCCUCCCUUUGCUACUACACCUCACCAUCGUGCUUAUUUAUGCUCCCAAGGUCCUUUCUCGUAGCCCUUUCACCGGAAUCACCUCACUCUGGUUUGGUUUAUCCAUAGGCCGGUCGAUCUCAUGGUUCACCCCCUCUCUGCACACGUUAGACACACCUGGAAUAUCGGUUCUAGUACUCCUCGGGCAAUCCUUUGCCACAUCCGCUAUCUCAUUGACAGCGGUUCUCAUUUACGCUCGAUUAAGGACACGCGUUUCAUCAGGGCUGGCCCAACUGACCCUUUUCCCUGCACUUUGGGCGUGUAUAUGGUGUGCUGCUGCCUACAUCAGUCCUGUAGGUUAUCUGACCUCCUGGAGCCCUGUCAACGGCAUCGAGUAUUAUGACUGGAUCAUCCCUUUUGUGGGUCCCGCAGUCAAAGACUGGUUGGUUGCUGCGUGGGCGGCGAUUUGUUCGCAGAUGGUUGAAGAAUGGAUAAUGGGUUCACAGCUACCAGAAGAAGCCCCUCUGAUACCUGACUUGGAUCGCUCCCCGCAAAGAAAAUAUCCUAGAGGAAGUGCAAAGUUGAUACUAGCUUCAUUUUUAGUCGUUCUCGCCUUUCCAUCUUUCUUUUUCAACGACCUCCCGCUACCAGUAAUCUCCUCAGAGACUACGCCUUUCACUGUUGGAUGUGUUCUUCCUCCCUUUCAGAGAUACAAGGACUAUAACCCCACUUUGGAAGAUUAUAUUCGUGAAUCCUCGACACUCGCUCCCCAUGCAAACCUUUUAUUGUGGCCCGAAGGGGCAGUCUCUUUCCAGGACGAAGCAGAACGAGAAGCAAAGUUGAGUGUAGUCCGUGGGAGGGUUCUUGGAGCUUGGGUUGGGGUCUCUUUCGAAGAGACGUACCACGAUCCACAAGGCUCGAGGGGUGAAAGAGGAAUCAGACGUACCGGUAUCGCACUCGUGUCGAGCAGACAAAAUGAAACUCAUUUCAUUUACUACAAGCGACAUCUCGUACCGAUCGCAGAGUCAUUUUCCUUGCGCUCAUCCAGUGAACCGCCAACUAUCCAUACUCUCGACCUACAGAAGCCAAACUGGAUGAAAAUUCCAAAGGGUGAUUGGGCUCCGGCACCGAAAUUUACACGUCCAAUUCCCGUUACUGCUUCGAUAUGCCUGGACCUUGCAUUCCCGCUACAUUCAUUGGAUUCAAGGCCAGCUCUGAUUCUGGCUCCCGGUCGAACUUGGGACGUGACUGUCGCGGAGGUUAUGUGGAAACAAGCGAAGCUGCGUGCGCAUGAACUCGGAAGUGCAAUCCUUUGGUGCGAUGGUGGAGAUAGGGGUGUAAGUGGAGUUGCUGGCGAAGGUAUCUCAGAAUCCGUUCAAGUGGGGCAUGGGUCAUGGGUCAGGAAGAUCGCCUUGCCCUACCCAUUCGACGAACAGCCGACUCCUUACGGAAGAGGCGGAAAUUAUCUUGUUCUAAUCUUGAUGUGUUUACCUCUCGUCUUUUCAUUACCGGUUGCGUCCACUGGAUUCCUUCCGGGAAGUGGGAUUAGACGAGUUGGCUCAGCUCUUCAAAGUUUUUGGCAAAGAAGGAUCAGGAGUAGUGAACUUGAAGAAGAUUUAAUCUGA